This is a messenger RNA of Paramuricea clavata, 765 nucleotides long. The record is from the annotation of a GenBank genome assembly. Lineage: Eukaryota; Metazoa; Cnidaria; Anthozoa; Malacalcyonacea; Plexauridae.
AUGGCAACGGUACAAAACCCAACAGGUUAUGGGCCCAGGAGAGGCUUGAUUUUUGAUGGAGACGAGAACAAGUAUGAAUUAUGGGUGGUGAAGUUUUUGGGAUAUAUGCGACUCCAAAAACUUUACAAUAUAUUCGUUCCUAGCGGUAGCGAAAGUGAGCUAGAUGAGGCAAAGAACGCAGAUGCCUUUGCCGAAUUAGUGCAAUGUCUAGAUGACAGGAGCUUGGCCCUGGUCAUACGAGAAGCGAAAGACAAUGGAAGAAAAGCCCUGACGGUUCUGAGAGAACAUUAUCAAGGCAAGGGAAAGCCCAGAAUAAUCUCGCUGUACACGGAGUUAACGUCGUUGAAGAAGACAGAAAAUGAGACAAUUACGGACUACAUCAUACGGGCAGAAACUGCCGCGACCGCAUUGAAGGCUGCCGAGGAAGUAAUCAGUGAUGGACUUCUGAUUGCCAUGGUACUCAAGGGUCUACCAAACGCGUAUAAAACAUUUUCUACGGUGGUUAUUCAACGAGAAAACCAGAUGAAUUUCGGCGACUUCAAAAUCGCAUUGCGUAACCAUGAAGAGAACGAGAAGUGCUGCAGACCGGCGGAGAAUGGCGACAACGUAAUGUACGUGAAGAAGAAAUUUGAAGGAAAGUGUUUUAAGUGUGACAAGAAAGGACAUAAAAGUUCCGAUUGCUGGAUGAAAGCUGAAAAUGGUGCAACAAGUGCAAGAGCAAGACACACAAUACCAAGGAUUGCAGAGCAAGAAGAGACGGUGUAA